This is a messenger RNA of Exophiala xenobiotica, 3161 nucleotides long. RefSeq lists its product as hypothetical. Lineage: Eukaryota; Fungi; Ascomycota; Eurotiomycetes; Chaetothyriales; Herpotrichiellaceae. The transcript is spliced from 2 exons. Gene Ontology annotation, cellular component: Cul3-RING ubiquitin ligase complex. Bases 398 to 2839 code for a protein of 813 amino acids. Gene Ontology annotation, biological process: ubiquitin-dependent protein catabolic process; protein ubiquitination. Gene Ontology annotation, molecular function: ubiquitin protein ligase binding. The record is from RefSeq and is a predicted model, not a curated record.
GAACUUUCCUUCAUUCCAAUUUACCAAGCAGUGAUGAAUUGAACAUUGCGCUCGCCUUCCUCCCGCCUUCCUCUUGCCUGUCACUCGACCCUCUCUCGAACGUCCUACAUACCUGUUCAUCUACCUCAACCCACUUGCCCGGUCUUCCCCACACUUCUGACCCAAGCAGGCCUUCCACCACAAGUCUGCUGCGGGCAACACGUCGUAGCCACGAUGUUGGCGAGAGGGAGAGCUGGAAAGAUAAGAGCUCCAAGAAGAGCUACUUCGAGCGGCUCUGUCUUGAAUCUGCCGCAUCUCAUUCUACCGCCACAUGUUUCUGCCUAUACCUUCUUUUGACACGUUCAAAGCUUUGUAGUCUCCAGGCACUGCUCAAUAUUGUUCAUGUACGCCCGCUAACAUGCAUCCGCGACAGGGUCUGACGCCGGGCGACGUCGAUUUCGACUCAACAUGGAACUCCAUCUCUACCGCUUUCCUUCAGAUUUUCAGUAAAAGUGCCUCCGGUUUAUCCUUCGAAGAAAUUUUCCGAAACUGCUACAAAUUGGUGUUGAAGAAGAAGGCGGACAUGUUGUAUGAUCGGUUGACACUACUGGAGCAAACAUGGCUGCGCGACAAUGUCCGGGCAAAGAUGUUAUCACUAAUAAACCCCUCAAUCACCGUUGGCACCCUGGACCAGACAGGUGGAGCAGAUUCCAAUGAGCGGAGAAUUGCGGGCGAGCGCUUUGCUCGAAUCUUGAAGGAUGCCUUUACCCACCAUCAACUGUCUAUGGGCAUGAUCACCGAUGUGAUGAUGUACAUGGACCGCUAUAUUGCCCAGGACCAGAGAAGGCCAUCCAUCUUCACUACAGGUAUGGCACUAUUCCGAAGCGAAGUCCUCAAAACCCGAAUCAGCGAAGACGCCCCUGUGGACAUUCUCUCGUUGCUCGAAACGGUCCUCCUCGAUAUGAUAAGAAUGGAACGCAAAGGCGAAGUCAUCGAUCGAGCUCUGGUUCGCCAGUGUUGCUACAUGCUAGAAGGGCUGUACGAGUCUUUUACCGAAGACGAAUCUACGAAGCUGUAUCUGACGUCGUUCGAGCCCAAAUUUAUCGAAGCGAGCAGACAGUUCUACAAAGCGGAGGGUCAAGCACUUCUGGGCGAGGCUGAUGCGAGUACAUACUGCACGCAUGCAAGAAGAAGACUGGCUGAAGAGGAAGAGAGAUGCAAACAGACAAUAUCGCAAGUCAGCGACCACAAAAUCAAGGCGGUGGUAGAGAAGGAGUUAAUCUCGGCGCAUAUCCGAGAGGUUAUCAACAUGGAAGGGACUGGUGUCAAGAACAUGCUGGACCAUGACAAAAUCCAAGAUCUGGCCAACGUGUACGACCUCAUUGCGAGAGUGGACACGAGGAGAGGUGCUCUGAGAGACGCCCUUCAGAAACGAGUCGUCGAACUUGGUACGGAAAUCAACAAGGCUGCCAGCGUUAUCAGCGAAGCUGCGCCGGCACCAAAGUCGGCACAAAAACCCACCGAUGGAAAGGCCGCGCCGGAGAGAACACUCAGCCAACAAACUCAGGCCGCUAUCACCUGGGUCGAGCAGAUCUUGGAGCUGAGGAACAAAUACGACAGAAUCUGGACCGAGGCUUUUCACAAGGAUGUCGUCAUGGAAAAGGCGCUCGAGAUCUCGUUCCAGGACUUUAUCAAUGCGAAUGAUCGGAGCCCGGAGCACCUGUCUUUGUUCCUUGAUGAGCAUCUCAAGCGAGGAGGGAAGGACAAGACCGAAGCCGAGAUUGAUGUACUCCUUGACAAUGGCAUCUUGUUACUUCAGUACCUCGCCAACAAGGAUGUAUUCGAGACCUACUACAACAAACACAUGGCCAAGCGCUUGUUGAUGAAGAAGUCUGUUAGCCGGGAGAUGGAACGACAAAUGCUUUCCAAGAUGAAGAUGAAGAUCGGAAAUCAAUUCACCCAGAAGUUGGAGGGUCUGAUUCGAGAUACAGAGCUGUCCGACAGUCUUAGUGCUCAGUACAAGGAUCAUGUCGACAAACUCGGCGAUCCAGAUCCCAAGCGAGUCGAAUUGGACUGCCGAGUUUUGACUACAACAAUCUGGCCAUUCGAGACUAUUCUCAAAGCUGAUGGUGGCGAUAAGAACAGACGGCCUGAAAUCAAAUACCCAGCCACAGUGGAGCAAGUUCGACAGAGAUUCCAGAAAUUCUAUCUGGACAAGCAUACCGGGCGAAAGCUGGAAUGGGUCUCCAAUCUUGGAGAUGCUGAUUUGAGAGCCACAUUCACCAACAAUGGCAAGACUCGACGAUAUGAGCUCAAUGUUUCGACACAUGGCAUGGUCAUUCUCACGCUGUUCAAUGAUCUCCCUCCUGGAGCAUCCCUUAGCUGCGAGCAGAUCGAGGCCGAGACUAACAUCCCCAAGCCUGAGCUGAUUCGAAACUUGCAGUCCUUGUCCUUGGUCCCGAAAUGGAGAGUCCUCAAGAAAGAGCCAAUGAGCAGAGACAUUCAAUCCACCGAUAGGUUCUAUUUCAACGAAGGAUUUUCGAGUCAGUUUCUCAAGAUCAAAGUCAAUGUGGUCUCGGGCGGCGGGAACAGAGUCGAAAAUAGCGAGGAACGACGUGCAACACAGAAGAGAACCGAUGACGAGCGCGGACAUGUCAUUGAGGCAGCCAUCGUUCGGAUCAUGAAGUCGCGAAAAAAUCUAUCGCAUGGACAAUUGAUGACUGAGACCCUUGCACAGUUAUCUUCUCGAUUCCAGCCGGAUGUCAAUAUGAUCAAGAAGAAAAUCGAGGCGCUGAUCGACCGGGAGUAUUUGGAGAGGGGUCCAGAUCCUGCGAAGCCUUCUUAUGUUUACUUGGCUUGAGUGGUGAUAUUAGGGAGUUCUUGGCCGCCUGCUUUCGGCACGGAUGGGAUGCUCCAGGAAUGAUCUUAUGAUGACAAUUGUGUUAACGACCGAGCAUCGACCAUGCAACCCACGGGCAUGAUGGGUCCAGGACGAACAUUAGCGCGGCGUAACGGGAUGUGCAUUUGCUGAAUCAAUGCAUCGGCUGGGGUUGAGAUACAUGGCUGAGACUCUGGAUUUGAAGGCCAUGUUAGUCAAGCCAGAGUAGAAAUCAUAGCAUACAAUGAAGACUCGAAGCCAAUAAUAAAACUAGGGAAGGGCUUCUAAGACAGCAUUGUCCGAC